Molecule: messenger RNA, 396 nt
Organism: Gigantopelta aegis
Lineage: Eukaryota; Metazoa; Mollusca; Gastropoda; Neomphalida; Peltospiridae
Product: receptor-type guanylate cyclase gcy-23-like
Exons: 2
Coding region: 1-396 (131 amino acids)
Biological process (GO): intracellular signal transduction; receptor guanylyl cyclase signaling pathway; cGMP biosynthetic process
Molecular function (GO): guanylate cyclase activity; peptide receptor activity
Source: RefSeq, a predicted model, not a curated record
AUGGUACCGAAAGUCGUGGCAGACGUCUUGAAACGGAACGAAUCGGUGGUGACCCAGAACUACAACUCUGUGACGAUCCUGUUCUGCGACAUCCAGGGCUUCACCAAGGUGUACGCCUACAGCUACCCGGAGAAGGUCAUUCAAAUGCUCAACUCCAUCUACUCGCGUUUCGACAACAUUGUCGCCAAGUACAACACCUACAGGGUCGAUUCCAUCGGCGACAUCUUCAUUAUCGUGUCAGGCGCUCCUGAGCCGAAUGGAAACCAUGCAGCAGAUAUCUGCAACCUGGCGCUGGAUCUGGUCACGGCAAACAAUGAACUGGAACUCGUAUAUCUCCCAGGCAACCAGCUCAAAGUCAGGACAGGAAUUCACACAGGUACGCCUAUUGGAAUAUAA